GUCCGGGCGGGAGGGCGAAAAACAUGGCGACGACCAUGAAGAAAACGGCAGUAGAAGAUGUGAAUGUUACCUUUGAAGAUCAACAGAAAAUUAACAAGUUUGCAAGAAAUAACAAUAGGCUUAUAGAAUUGAAAGAAGAAAUUGAAGUGAAAAAGAAACAGUUACAGAAUCUAGAAGAUGCAUCUGAUGAUAUCUUGAUGCUUGAUGAAGACAGUCUGCUGGUGCCUUAUCAAAUCGGAGAGGUCUUUAUUAGCCAUUCCCAAGAUGAAACGCAAGAGAUGCUCGAAGCUGCAAAGCAAUGUCUUCAAGACGAGAUUCAAUCUUUGCAGUCCCGUGUGGAAGCCAUUCAGCAGGUGUUAUCCGAUCUUAAAGUUCAGCUCUAUGCAAAAUUUGGAAACAACAUUAACCUUGAAGCAGAUGACAACUGAGCUGUUUAUUCUUACCAGUCACAUCUCAUUCAGUUGAAUGAUUAAGUUCCCAGGUUGGACAGCUAUUGCAGUUUUGCUUUAGGAAAUGGCAAUGAAAAAUCAGUCAUUUUGUUCAUUAUUAUGGGACAAUCUUUAAGAUUUCUGUCCUGCAGCUCCAUUUAUUUGAUGGAAAAACUUUUUGUACGUGUAUGCACUCAAUUAUUUAUUUUGUUACAGGGCUUCCUUAUAUACAGCAGUUGAUUAUCCAUAAUAUAUCAAUUGUAAUACAUUCUAGAUUUCCAGCAACAAAAGCAUUCAAGCAAAUAUCUUUAACAUAUUAAUAAUAAUUAAUUGUAUGGAAUGAGGUAACUGUAACAUUAAGAGACAGAAUCCGCUUGCAUCAUCCAGUUUCACCAUAUAAGUAAUUAAACUUUUACAAUAUUCC
Molecule: messenger RNA, 852 nt
Organism: Callorhinchus milii (elephant shark)
Lineage: Eukaryota; Metazoa; Chordata; Chondrichthyes; Chimaeriformes; Callorhinchidae
Gene: pfdn4
Product: prefoldin subunit 4
Biological process (GO): protein folding
Cellular component (GO): cytoplasm; prefoldin complex
Source: RefSeq, marked provisional